ACACUAAUGCUGGGCAUACACUGUGCGAUUUUUGGAAUCGCGGUAUUCAGCUGCUGCUCAUACUGUACGAGUGAAUCGCAAGGGUUAAAACGUCGCAGCUCACGAUUCCCGUUCUCACACUGUACGAUCCGAUGGUCUGAUGCGAUCUGGCUGCUCACACUACACGACACGUCGGACUCGGUCGGACUGACCGGAAUUGCAAGAAGAAGAAGCCGGAAGUGGGAGAUGCUUGGAUUCUCACAGAUGCUUUCCUGAGAUGAUGCUACUCACCAAAGAAAAGCGCGUUGCUCUGGCAAUUUGUGCCAUUCUGUGUGCAGACAGCAAAAAAAAAAGACGACGGCGACGUGUAUGGACGAGGAAAUGGCUUGGUAGACGUGGGCAGUAUGGCCUGUCAAUUCUUCAACGAGAGCUGGAGGUUGAUGAUAUGAGGGGUUUUCGGGACCUCCUCAGAAUUUCUGUAGAGGAGUUCUAUUUUCUUCUGGAGAGGGUUACUCCUCACAUUGUGAAGCAGGAUACUCACCUCAGGAAGGCCAUCAGCCCUAAGGAGAGGCUUUCUGUUACCCUUAGAUUUUUGGCAACAGGCGAGACCUUCAACUCGUUGAGUUUCCAGUAUAGGAUUGGAAGCACCACACUGAGCAGGAUCGUCAUGGAAACAUGCACAGCCCUUACCUCUGUGUUGCGUGAAGAUUACUUGAAGACACCAUCAACUGAUGCCGAAUGGAAGGCCAUUGCCAGCGACUUUUACCAUAAGUGGCAGUUUCCCCAAUGCUUGGGGGCUAUAGAUGGCAAACACAUUUUCAUCCAACCCCCUGCCAAGAGCGGAAGCCUGUUCUACAACUACAAGUCACGAUUUUCCAUCAUUCUCAUGGCUGUAGUGGAUGCUAAUUACAAGUUCGUCUACGCGUCCGCAGGGACACAGGGAAGGGUGUCAGACGCAGGAGUGUUUGCGCAUUCGGACCUGAGGGAGGCGAUGGAUAAAGGCACCCUGAACUUCCCCCCUGUGGAAACCCUGCCAGGCACUGACGCUGUGAUGCCAUAUGUGCUGGUUGGUGAUGAGGCUUAUCCUCUCCGCCCUGACCUCAUGAAGCCAUUCCCCCACAGAAACCUCAACACCAACCAACGCAUCUACAACUACCGCCUGUCCAGAGCACGACGUGUGGUAGAAAAUGCAUUCGGAAUUCUGUCAAACCGCUUCAGAGUUUUCAGAACCACAAUCUGCCUGGAACCUGACAAGGUUGUGAAGAUUGUCUUUGCCUGCAUGUGUCUUCACAAUUUCCUGCGGCAACGCAGAUCAGAUGCCUAUGUACCACCUGGGUAUGUAGACACAGAAGAUGCCAACCACAGGCUCAUUGAAGGAGCAUGGAGACGGGAGGGAGGUCUUCAGUCAGUUGCGAUGGGACGAGCAAGAAACCCUUCAGUGGAAGCGAAAAUGCAGCGGGACCUCCUUUGCAGCUACUUUCAGACACCUGCAGGGAGUGUGUCUUGGCAAGAAGGCAUGGUGUAGGAGAUGAGACAACCAAAUUGUCUGAGAAAAGUUACCAAGUCAUUAUUUUUGUGUUAUUAUAAAAUGACAGUUCACUUCUGUAUUUGAAGAAACAUUACUCUUUGUUUAUUGAACAUGUAUAAAAACUAUGUACAGAAACAUUAAA
Messenger RNA from Eleginops maclovinus (Patagonian blennie), 1649 nucleotides. RefSeq lists its product as uncharacterized. The record is from RefSeq and is a predicted model, not a curated record. The transcript has 4 exons. NCBI's taxonomy places the organism in Eukaryota, Metazoa, Chordata, Actinopteri, Perciformes, Eleginopidae. The coding region runs from base 257 to 1504 and encodes 415 amino acids.